UAUUCCAUCUGUUGAAUGACAUCUUUAUUUUUACCUGUUUAAAGGUGAAACUCGAGAAACACAGGUGAUUACUCUGUCUCCAGAAUUGCAUACUGCACCUUUUAGUUGCAUUUUAUCCAAACAAAUACGACCUUAACCACGCAAAUCAAAACUUAAAAGUGUAUUUUAAGUUAAAAUAAUUAUUACUUUUUAUGUUUCAUUAUGGCUAAUUUAGUUGAAAAUAUGGCUUUGAGAAUUUGGUUAAAAUCCAUUUUUUAAGUCGUGCAAUCUGUUUUCAUCCGUAUGGUUAAAAGAGUCUUGGAGCGUCCUGUAAAAACCUUCCAAACAGCAAUACAUGUUAUUAAAAGAGACUAAUAGUAAUACAUGAGAGUCACAAACUGAGGCAAGAAACUGCUCUCAUGGUCCCUGUGUAGCUUCUACUCACUCUGCCCAUCCUGGGACCAGCUGAGCUCCACCGUGUGGUCUCCCUUGAAUAUAUGUGUGUUAUGUAAUAGAAAUAGUGUGUGUGUGAGUGUGUGUGCUGAUAUGUGCCCUCGUUCUCUUUUAUACCUGCAGAGUGCUCUAUGACUGAGACAACUGCUUUGUCAUGAGAAUGAGAUCCAAAAUUUGAGUCAGUGGUUCCAUUGCUGCUCAUGUUUUCCAGAAAGAGGCUGUGGGAUUACGCUGCAUAAAGACCGCAGCCACUGACCGACAAACUCAGGCAGCAGCGCUCCGUCCUCAUCACUCCCUGUCUUUAUACCUCCCUGCUUUCUGCCGGUGUACUGGUUUUGCUACCAAAAGGGGGAAACAUUGGAAAAUUCCUAUUCUCUCAGGCUGGAUUCUCUCGUUUUCACCAAUGGAUGGAGUUUAUUCCCCAGAGAGCGCAGUGACUUCUUAAAAACUUCACACUCCGUGCUGGGUGCUCCUCCUGGAGUCUUCAGGGGGAUGGAGCAGCGUGGAGGAGGUGCAGGCGUGGGGACGGAGAGCCCCAGACUUCGGGACAGCUCCAGCCCAGAGGACAGAGGCGAGAGCCCGGCUUCCAGCGGCCCCCCGGCCUGCAAGUUGAGCCAGCUGGAGGUCAACGGUAGCCCGGUGGCUCCGCAGGCAAGACAGAAUGGAGCGGCGCUGAGACCGCUAGGAGGUCUGAUGAUCCCCGUCUAUUGUGUGGUGGAGCACGCAGAUAUGGGCGUCGCCGGAGACUGUGAGGGGCACGGCGACCGUCACGCCGAGUUCGUGUUGGUUCAUAAGGAUGUCCUCUUCACGCAGCUGGUGGAAACGGCACUGGUCGCUCUGGGAUAUUCACACAGCUCAGCUGUACAGGCAAGUGGCAUCAUUAAAGUGGGCCGCUGGAAGCCGAUGCCCAUCCACUACCUGACAGACGCUCCGGAGGCCACAGUGGCCGACAUGCUGCUGGACGUUUACCACAUGGUGACGCUGAGGAUCCUCCUGCACAGCUUCGCGCGGCUCGAGGAUCUGCCGUCAGAGCAGUGGACCCACGCCACGGUGAGGAACGCCCUCAAAGAGCUGCUCAGAGAAACCAACCAGAGCACGCUGGCCAAAGAGUGUCCUCUCUCCCAGAAUAUGAUCUCAGCCAUCAUGAACAGUUCCUACUACAUCAACGUCUCCACCUCUAAAUGCCAGGAGUUUGGACGCUGGUACAAGAGGUACAAACGCAUCAAAGGUGAAUACAUUGAGAAGAUGGCGUCAGCACAGGACAAAUCAGACAUUAAAGUGGAGAGAGAUCUGGACCUUAGCGCCCUCAGCCAGCGUCCUCCCUCUCUCCUCGCCUCCCCCAUCCAUCUGGGCUCCCUGGGCAGCCCCGGAGCCCUGUCCAUGAAGAGUGGAGGACUGGGGGACUCUCAGACCUCCAGCCAGCCUCACUGCCUGCCUCACCCCGCCAGCCAGCACCACCCAAACGCACCGCUGCGUCCCCAGGGUCCACCUCUCCUGAGCCACGGCAGGCUCCUGUCCCCCCAGCUCUCCCCUCAGCUGGUCCGGCAGCAGCUCGCCAUGGCCCACCUCAUCAACCAGCAGCUCGCCGUCAGCCGCCUGCUCGCACACCAGCACCCGCAGGGAGUCAACCAGCAGUUCCUGCACCACCCGCCCAUCUCACGGACCUGCAAGGGCUCCGGGGGGCCAAACGAGCCUGGACUCAACUGCUCGGGGUCCGAAGUCUCCUCCAGCAUUUACCAGCAAGUCAGGAACGAGCUGAAGAGGGCCAGCAUCUCUCAGGCGGUGUUCGCUCGCGUGGCUUUUAACCGCACACAGGGGCUGCUGUCAGAGAUCCUUCGUAAGGAGGAGGACCCUCGCUCGGCCUCACAGUCGCUGCUGGUCAACCUGAAGGCCAUGCAGAACUUCCUCAACCUGCCAGAGGGCGAGCGAGACCGCAUCUACCAGGAGGAGAGAGAGCGGAGCACCAACUCCAACCACAACAUCCCCACCAACCACAUCUCCAACACACACAGACACCCACAGACAAAGUGCAGCAUGUCCGCUACAGAGCUUCCGCUGAAGCUGGACUCGCUGGUGAACAUCUCGUCAGGCAUCUAUGAUGAGAUCCAACAGGAGAUGAAGAGGGCGAAGGUCUCCCAGGCUCUGUUCGCCAAGGUGGCUGCCAAUAAAAGUCAGGGCUGGCUGUGUGAGCUGCUCAGGUGGAAAGAGAGCCCGAGCCCUGAGAACCGCACGCUGUGGGAGAACCUGUGCACCAUCAGGAGGUUCCUGGCGUUAUCGCAGGCCGAUAGAGAUCAGGUCUACGAGGAGGAGUCGAGGCAGCAGCACAGCGACAGGCUGCACACGGUCCUGCACAUCCCAGACCAGCAGGUCCUCCACAGACCGCCUCCUCUGCCUCCUCUGUCCACUCCGUCUCCCAUCCAUGAAGAGCCGAAGCCCAUCCCGCUGCUGGUCCUGCACGGCUCAGAAGACGGGCCCCAGCGUGGGAUGAGCCCCGGCCUCGGAGGCGGAGGACAGAAGAAGGCGCGCUCACGGACACGGAUCUCCCUCGAGGCUCUGGGGAUCCUGCAGAGCUUCAUCGGCGACGUGGGUCUCUACCCGGACCAGGAGGCCAUCCACACCCUGUCGGCCCAGCUGGAUCUACCCAAACACACCAUCAUCAAGUUCUUCCAGAACCAGCGCUACAACGUCAAGCACCACAACCAGGUCCGAGAGCCCGUCCCCGGGGAGGACGACCGGGACAGCUUGAGUCCCAGCGAGGGGGGCGUCUGCACGGCGGAGAGCCGAGGGGAGGAGGGUCUCUCCGUGUCCGAGGAGUCGAGCGAGGACGGGAGAGGGUCAGUGGAGGUGUCCAGAACGGAGGGAGGAAAUAGAGGAGAAGAAAGAGAUGUGGAAAUGGAGACAGAGAAGGAAGAAGGGGAUGAUGGGAAAGCGUCGGGGCCAGCCACGUCCUCCCUGUCCCCCUACAGCAGCCUGGACAGCCCCCACUCUGCAGAGCAGCAGAGAUAACAGCAGCAGGAGCAAAGACACCAUCAAACUGUGAAAACCUGUGAAUAAACACACUUUGAUCACCUUUACCAGAGCUGAUGAUCAGAGCUCUUUAAUAUCUGAAGAACUAUUUAAUUAAGGUUCGACUGAAAAAAGGGAUCCAAAGGUACCGCCACUACAUUCACAAACUUCCAGUGUUUUUGAUUUGAUGCUGCCUGUAGACGAUUACUACACCACAACAUUAUUUCUAUCUCCAGAACACCUCUGUAGGCAUUAACUGGAACUGGAAGAGGUUUUAUUUGCCAAAAUAUGUCUGUAUUUCUCAACCUGGACCCUAUUUUUACAUGUUCCCAUGCCACUAACAGGCUUAGAUUGUUAUUAUAAGUGUCUGACAACAUAAUGGAAAUGACAAGAGGAAUAAAAUGUGCAGCUUUACUUGUCUGUUUUUGUGCCGAACCAAGUCUUGCUCAAGCAGAAGUCUCAAUGGAAACAUGAGUAGGAAAUAAAAAGAGGAGUUGUGUUGGAGGACAGAAGGUGUAGCUUUGUCUUAACUACAAGAUUUUCCACGUCAUGGCUAAAUAUUGAGCCGAUUUGUGUUAGAGGCCACUGAGGAUUUCAGACUUCUGCCUGAUUGAGACUUAAUUAGACACAAUUACAAACAAAAAUCAACCAAAUCAAGAAAUGUAGGAAAACACUAGUCCCUUUCAGACUGCUGUUUCAAGCUGUGAUAUUUACUCCUCUGUGGGCGUGAUCCCGGCUCUGUACGGCCUUCAGAGGUAGCAACAGAGGCGUUAAACUGGCGUGAGAGAGAGAGAGAACCAGCGGAGCCAGCAGGACGGACAAUACAUGACGAACAUUUUUUUUGUAACCAGCACCCGGGUAAUAAGAAAGGAAGUGGAGCGUAUCAAAAGCAAAAUGUAGCAAAAUGCAGAACAGCAUUGUUUGAGUUUUUAGGAUCUCUACUAGGGCUGGGCAAUAUGGACCAAAAGUCAGAUCCCGAUAUAUUUAGGCUGAAUAUCGACACACGAUAUAUAUCUAGAUAUUUUCAUCGCAAAGUGAGAGCAAAUGUUCAGUCAAAGUCAAAGCCAAAUAUGACAUGUCACAAGUAGUUUUAUUACACAUAAACACUGUAUAACAGGAGUACCUUUUUUUUAAAAAUCAAAGCUCCAUAAAGUGCACAUUUAAAUAAAAAAAUAUCUUAAAUAAAAAUAGCCCAUGAAAUAUAAUAGGCCAAUCUUUUUCUGAAAUAAAUAUAUUUAUAUGAGAAAAGAAUGACAAACAUUACAAAAAAAAAACCAUGACAAACCCUAGUAAGGGCAGCAUUUAUAUAUAAAGAAAAUAAAAACAUUUGAACUAUAUUGAUAUAUCCGAUAUGGUCUAAAUCCAUAUCACAUUUAAAAAUAUAUCGAUAUAUCGCCCAGCCCUAAUCUCUACAACAAGAAACAGCAUGACAUGCAGCCAUUACUGUUUCGAAUGCACUCGCCGCUGCUGUCGCUUAUUGUAUACGCAGCUACUCUGUUACACUUUGUUCCUUAAUGCCAGACUGCAAUGUGAAUGGAUGCCAAUACAACACCUUUGCAGAAUCAGUAUGAAUGUCCUGAGGUGAAAUGCCGGCAGAGCUUGUUACAGCACUUUUGUGACACUUUGUAGAAACGCAGUAUGAAAGGGGCUAUUGAGAUAAAGAGGAAAAUACGGUCCAGGUUGAAAAAUACUGCAGUCUCCCUUUAAAUUAUGGUGAGGCAGGUUUGACUGUAGGCCUUAAGCUGUUUAGUUCACAUGUAAUACAAUUUGACAUUUAAAAAAAUGUCCAGAAACACUUUAAGCAAAGCAUUUGGAUUCUGUAUCUGGUCCACGUGUAGGGGAAAAGUUGUCAAGCGACUUUUUGAGGAACAUUUGAGUCUGACUCACACGUUCCUUCAUGUGACAUGGAUGUCAUUAAACGAACAAACCUGGAUUUGCGGCCUACAUGCAGCAGCAGUCUGAGCCAAAUGACUGUUUAGAGUCUGCCGCCAACCUCACAAACUCACCUCAUCAAAGCCUGUGAGUAAAAUCCUCCCGAAGCAUCAGGAGUUUUUCUUUCUGGUUGGAUAUUAGACAUUUUAAAAACAUAAAACCGUACUGAUAUUGGGCAGUAUACCUCAUGAGACGGGCAUUCACCUGUGGGAGAUAAAGGCUUGCAGGGGUGCUAAUAACACUUCAACCAAACUGAAGCCAUUUUUACAUUCCAUGUGAUUUAUUUUUUAAAUAUAUAAAUAUGCUUUAGGAGGUCCCUUCAUCGACUGAGCUCCAUGUGAAACAGUAAAUCAGUUCCACACUACCCUCCCAUUGAUAUUUAUUACUAACUUUAUAUUUACUUCAAAUCUGAGUAUCAUUGUUGUAAUUAUAGUUUUGCUAUUAUUUCUUUGAUAUGACCACAACUGUAUUUGUAAAUGUGACAAAUAGGAAAAGGAGGAAAUCUGAGGGUAUGAUUCUUUAUUUACAAUUUCUAAAACUGUAAGAGAAAUGAUGAAACGUUUUUUUUUCCGGAGGACAUUUGUGUACAUUAUAAAUGUAAAUGUUGACAAUCCACCUGCAAAACUGAAUCUGUCAUCAUAUGUGGGGUGCAACCACUGUCACUGACACUGUUAAGUGUGAUUUGUGCCACUAAGCAACAGGGUAUGAAAACACAUCAUGAGCAUUUACAGUCUGUUUCAGUUUCUCUGUCCCGGAUGGAGCACACAACGUUCCUGAUAUGUUCCACUUUGAUGUUUUACCAUUGUUCUUUAAUUCUGUUGUGGGAAAAGACAUGAAAAUCUGAUAAAACGUUUCCAAAGUAA
This is a messenger RNA of Centropristis striata (black sea bass), 6233 nucleotides long. Its product is annotated as DNA-binding protein SATB2-like. The record is from RefSeq and is a predicted model, not a curated record. The transcript has 13 exons. Bases 925 to 3438 code for a protein of 837 amino acids. Gene Ontology annotation, biological process: regulation of transcription by RNA polymerase II; chromatin remodeling. Lineage: Eukaryota; Metazoa; Chordata; Actinopteri; Perciformes; Serranidae. Gene Ontology annotation, molecular function: DNA-binding transcription factor activity, RNA polymerase II-specific; RNA polymerase II cis-regulatory region sequence-specific DNA binding.